AUGGGUCCAUUCCCUGGUUGGGUAAGCCAAAGGUUGCCUAUUCUUGGUUUGACCCUUGCUGCUAGCGCCGAGGUUGAGGGCGCUUUUUGCCCUGAGCUCAUUGCUGGCUUCUAUGUAUGGUCCAGAGUUGCUGACCAAGAAUCCCAAAUAGAAUCACGUCUUCCUUCUAAGGAUAUUCGCUGCCUCUCCGUCUUCAUGCUUUGCCGGGUAGUUGAUGUCAUAGUUGAUUGGCUACCGGAGUUGAGGACUUAUAUCAGCUUCUUUCCCGACCUAGCGUACUUUCUACCAGACUUUAGGGCGGGUACUGAACCUGUAGACGAAGAGAGGGAAACCCCGGUUGGUAUGCUACUACAAUCACUCCUGCCGUCGGAUCGGCAGCAAAGGUUGAUACUUCAAUCUCAUUUCGAGCAGGUAGCGGAGGAGCUAUCGCCUAAGUUAGAAGAAGAAAGGAUAGAAAGUAAGCCCUUUGACCCGCUUAAGUAUCGAUGGUCUUGGUCAAGCAUUUCUCCCCGUGACGCUUCCCAAAGAGGAGCUCAAGGUCCGAAGUAA
This is a messenger RNA of Striga asiatica, 549 nucleotides long. The record is from the annotation of a GenBank genome assembly. NCBI's taxonomy places the organism in Eukaryota, Viridiplantae, Streptophyta, Magnoliopsida, Lamiales, Orobanchaceae.